Colletotrichum chrysophilum is the source of this 174-nucleotide messenger RNA. RefSeq lists its product as uncharacterized. The transcript has 2 exons. Lineage: Eukaryota; Fungi; Ascomycota; Sordariomycetes; Glomerellales; Glomerellaceae. The record is from RefSeq and is a predicted model, not a curated record. The coding region runs from base 1 to 174 and encodes 57 amino acids.
AUGCAGUUCAAUACCUUCACCCUAUUUGCUCUUUUGAGCGGUCUCAGCCUCGUUCUCGCCGCCCCCGAGGUGGUCAAAUUGGCUAAUCUUGAGGCCCGCUCUGGUAAUGAGUUCCACGGUCCCACCAACUCACCCUCUAGCGACCGCCGAGCGAUCCCUGUCGACGAGGAGUAA